AGCUAUUUAAAACUUCCAACUCUCUUCAAAUCUCAAAAUUUCCGAAAAUUCCUUGAAAAAAUGAAGAGAUUGAUAGGGAGGCUAGCAAGAGUGGCAGAUUCUUCGCAGUACUAUCUUUUGCGAUCGGAGUCAAGGACGAGGCGUCGACAGGCUGUGUCUUUCCGGAGGAGCGGGGGAGUACCGGAGGGACACUUUCCGGUGUAUGUAGGCGAGGAAAUGGAACGCUUCGUUGUGAGUGCCGAGCUUUUGAAUCACCCGAUUUUUAUAAAGCUACUAAAUAAAUCGGCGCAAGAGUAUGGUUACGAACAAAAAGGUGUUUUGCGGAUCCCUUGCCAUGUUUUCCUCUUCCAGCGAGUGUUGGAGUCUCUGCGCAUCAAUGGCGGAGCUGAAGAUUCAAAUGACCUCCAAUAUCUCCUGAAUUAUUUCUCCGAUGAAUUACAGUAGUGAAAACAAAUCAAAGGAAGAACAAUUCGUGAGAUUAACAGAAUGGUGAUAAUUGUUUAGAACUUUUUUUCUUCCAUCUUUUGUAAAUACGUUGUGCUCAUUAACGAAUUAAUUGGAGAACUAUCAGGUUUUAGGGUUUUGAUGAAUGUAAUGUGCGAGAAGAAAAACUGAAUAAUAUUGAAAAAUGCAUCGUUUUUCCCCCUAAUUUUAGU
Messenger RNA from Olea europaea var. sylvestris, 656 nucleotides. RefSeq names its product auxin-responsive protein SAUR71-like. Lineage: Eukaryota; Viridiplantae; Streptophyta; Magnoliopsida; Lamiales; Oleaceae. The record is from RefSeq and is a predicted model, not a curated record. The transcript has a single exon. Gene Ontology annotation, biological process: response to auxin. Bases 61 to 444 code for a protein of 127 amino acids.